GAACAACGAAAGAACCGCCCCCCUUUCCCGAGCAGGUCGAUCGGGAGCAGUUUCUCCUCAUGCAUUGGGUUCGAUCCCCUGGAUCCUUGGCCUUGGAGGAGGAGGAGGAGGAGGCGGAGGAGGCGAGGAAGCUCCCGCAGCAGCCGAGGCGGAUGUAAGGUUCCUCGGACUGUGUGAUUUCCCCCCCCACCCCUUCUCCCCUUCAGUCGGAAGGCUGCGAAGUGGGCAGGGCUGCGCGUUAGGUUCGGUGUUCCUGGGUGUUUGCUUUUCUUUCCGACCCCCUUCCCCCUCCCCUCCUCUCCCCUCCCUUCCCUCCUCUGUUGUUCCUGCCGCCGCACAGGCAAGUCAGCAGCAGAGCGUGAGCGCCGGAUUGCUUUCAGCGGAGGACUGCUCAAGGAUUACGCUCUAAACAAGAGAAAGACGACGGCGUGUGUGUGGGGGGGAAGUCUUCCUUUUAAGAGGGGAAAAAAUAAUAUACGCAUAUACAUAUAUAGAUCUCGACACGUCCCUGUAUCCCCCAGCUCCGAGGAUUCUUUUGAAUGUGCUGCGAUCGCAUUUCGGAUUUCUGCAAGCGGGAACGCGAUCCCUCUCCCCUUCCCUUCUGCGCGCCCCCAACCCCCGCCUUUUGUUUUUCCGUUAAAAACGCACACAGAGGCCAAUCUGUCUUAAAUAUAUGCGUGUGUGUUUGUAUGCAUGUGUAUAUAUAUACACACAUGCGUGUAUACAUGAAUGUAUGCCUGAAUGCAUUCACUGGGUGUCGCAAGAGGAAAAACUAGCCAAAGCCACCGAAAGGAGCCCCCUGCACCCACCCACCCCCCACAUCACUUAAACCUGCCUUCUUAUUUAUUGAGACAUCUCCUAGAAACCUCCCUGGCUCCGGAGCGUGCUUAAUCCCAAGGAAAAGUGAAGCCAUCUAACCAUGGUGGUUUUUAAUGGCAUGCUGAAGAUUAAAAUCUGCGAAGCGGUGAAUCUCAAACCCACCCCUUGGUCGCUAAGGCAUGCGGUGGGUCCCAGGCCACAGACCUUUUUACUGGACCCAUACAUUGCCCUCAAUGUGGACGAUUUCAGGAUCGGGCAGACCUCCACCAAGCAGAAAACCAACAGCCCUGCCUGGAACGAUGAAUUUGUUACCGAUGUUAGCAACGGCAGGAAGAUUGAAAUGGCCGUUUUCCACGAUGCCCCCAUCGGGUACGACGAUUUUGUGGCUAACUGUACUAUCCAGUUUGAGGACUUGCUGCAGAACGGGAGCCGGCACUUCGAGGACUGGAUUGAUUUGGAGCCAGAAGGAAGAGUGUACGUCAUCAUAGAUCUUUCAGGCUCUUCAGGUGAAGCACCCAAAGACAAUGAAGAAAGAGUAUUUAGGGAACGGAUGCGCCCCAGGAAGCGCCAGGGGGCAGUGCGACGCAGGGUCCAUCAGGUUAAUGGGCACAAGUUUAUGGCCACCUAUCUUAGACAACCAACCUAUUGUUCACACUGCCGAGACUUUAUAUGGGGAGUAAUAGGAAAGCAAGGGUACCAAUGUCAAGUUUGCACUUGCGUAGUCCACAAGCGAUGCCAUGAGCUUAUAAUAACAAAGUGUGCUGGCUUGAAGAAGCAGGAAGCCCAUGAUGAGGUGGGUUCUCAGCGUUUCAGUGUCAACAUGCCUCACAAGUUUAGCAUUCACAAUUACAAAGUGCCCACCUUCUGUGACCACUGUGGUUCAUUACUUUGGGGUCUUCUGAGACAAGGUUUACAAUGCAAAGUUUGCAAGAUGAAUGUACAUAGACGCUGUGAAACAAACGUAGCACCCAACUGUGGAGUAGAUGCUAGAGGGAUCGCUAAAGUACUUGCGGAUCUUGGCGUUACUCCAGAUAAGAUCACUAAUAGCGGACAAAGGAGGAAGAAGCUUGUUCCCGGUGCAGAAUCUCAACCGCCAGUUCCUGGAUCCUCACCAGGAGAAGAUGACAGAUCAAAGUCAGCACCAACUUCCCCAUGUGAUCAAGAAAUCAAAGAGCUUGAAAAUAACAUCAGGAAAGCAUUAUCAUUUGACAAUCGGGGAGAAGAACAUAGGGGAGCAGCAACAAGCUCAACCGAUAGCCAACUUAACACACCCGGGGAGAAUGGAGAAAAUGGUGACGUCAAAGCUCAGACAAAGCGAAUGGGCUUGGAGGAAUUCAACUUCAUUAAAGUAUUAGGAAAAGGCAGCUUUGGAAAGGUCAUGCUGGCAGAACUCAAAGGUAAAGAUGAAGUAUAUGCUGUGAAAGUCUUAAAGAAAGAUGUCAUUCUUCAAGAUGAUGAUGUGGACUGUACAAUGACAGAAAAACGGAUUCUAGCAUUAGCACGAAAGCAUCCUUAUUUAACACAGCUCUACUGCUGCUUCCAGACCAAGGACCGCCUAUUUUUCGUCAUGGAAUAUGUCAAUGGAGGAGACCUAAUGUUUCAGAUUCAACGUUCACGCAAAUUUGACGAGCCUCGCUCCCGCUUCUAUGCAGCAGAAGUCACAUCAGCACUCAUGUUUCUACAUCAACAUGGCGUCAUCUACAGGGAUCUGAAACUGGACAAUAUUCUUUUGGAUGCAGAAGGUCAUUGCAAACUGGCUGACUUUGGAAUGUGCAAGGAAGGAAUCUUGAAUGGAGUAACAACUACUACCUUUUGUGGAACACCAGACUACAUAGCUCCAGAGAUUCUCCAGGAAUUAGAAUAUGGUCCUUCUGUAGACUGGUGGGCAUUGGGGGUUCUCAUGUAUGAAAUGAUGGCUGGACAACCUCCCUUUGAAGCUGACAAUGAAGAUGACCUCUUUGAGUCUAUCCUACAUGAUGAUGUGCUAUAUCCAGUAUGGCUUAGCAAAGAAGCUGUCAGCAUUUUGAAAUCGUUCAUGACCAAAAACCCAAACAAACGUCUGGGCUGUGUGGCAUCUCAAAACGGUGAAGAUGCCAUUAAACAGCAUCCAUUCUUCAAAGAAAUUGACUGGGUUCUUCUAGAACAAAGGAAAAUUAAGCCACCCUUCAAACCUCGGAUUAAAACCAAAAGGGAUGUAAAUAACUUUGAUCAAGACUUUACACGAGAAGACCCAAUAUUAACACCAGUGGAUGAGACAAUUAUAAAGCAAAUCAACCAAGAAGAAUUUAAAGGCUUCUCAUAUUUUGGAGAAGAGCUGCUGCCAUAAGAUAUUCCCCCACCCCUAAAUUGGAACCGCCAGAUCACAGAUGCUGAAAGUUGUGUUCUGAAAAAUCCUCCAGCUACACCAUCAAGAACUGCUUCUCUGAUCAUGAGCCUAAACCCAUUACUUUCUACUGUCUAUUUAUUGUUAUAUUUCUUUGAUCUGGAGGCACUCAUAUUAGCUGUUUUACAGAGCAAUGCAAAAUAUUUUGUAUUAGAAAUUGUAAAGGUAACACAUUGCUGUUGUUUUUUGCUGCUGUGUCUCUCAUUCUCUCUUUCUAUUCAGACUUUCUUUUAUUUUCAGGAAGGCUUUGCCUUUUUUAAAAUCACCUAGCACUGUUAAAAAUAAUUUGUUCAACCAUUUUUAAUAUUUAAAAAUCACUAGGAAUUUUAGCUUCAUCUUUUGAUGCUUAAAAUUAUGGUCUAGACUAGAGUAUGUACCGAAGGUUAGAUAAUUUUUUUUCAAAGAUGCCAUAAAUAGGUAUCUCAUCACAUUGUGCUAGAUGGAUAAGUAUAUUUGUUAUAUGAUUAUGGAGAGAGAGAAAAUAUGAUAAGUCAUAAAUCAUUAUGACUUAUUUUCAACUCAGACAUGAAUCUAUAAAUCAGCCAUAAGAUUUACUGAGCUUGGAAUCAGCUCAUUGCAUUCUGCGAUGAUUGCUAGGGGUCUUAUGAAGCAUGAGAGAUAAGCCUAAAUUUUGCCAUUGAUUUCAAUAAAAUUGUCAACAGGAAUAGUUGAGCUUACAUCCUUAACAUCCAAAUGGGUAGGUUUGGAUUGAAUUUCAAUUCCUCAAUGGGCAGGUUUUUGCAUGGCAUGCAACCUUAGGAAACUGAAGUUUUGCAUUUAGUAUCAGGCAAGCGAAAUAUGCCCUAAUAUGUCAAAUUUGAUCUUCUCAAAGUUCUGUUACGUAUCUUAGAAUGGUGUUUUUCAACCUCAGCGGCUUUAAAAUGUGUGGACUUCAACUCCCAGAAUUCCCCAUGCUGGAAUUCUGGCAGUUGAAGUCCACAUGUCUUAAUGUUGCUGCAAUUGAAAAACUAUGUCUUAGAAGAUAAACACUGAUUUUAAAUCUUAUCUGGGGAGGCAAAACCUUUGGGAACCAUUUGGAGAGGGAAAAGCCGCUGCUAUGAGUAAGUGUUAGGCACCUCUCCACUCUUAGGACUACACAUUUUAAAUUUCAGCCUCAAAGUUGCUUUAAAAACACACCAAAAUAGAUUGGGGAUUGGGGGUCUUUAACUUUUUGUCUCCUGCUACUAUCCUAAUUUGGAUUGUAGUUUCUACUGUAGAUGCAAGCAACUGUAUUUAGUCUAACGGGGAACAAGCCCCCAUAUUCUUCCCCUUAGAUUCACUGAAAUAAUUGAGAUGUCAUCUUGCUUCAGCUAAUUUAAAUUCAGUUCCUUUAUUAGACCUGUUUUAAGUAUGUCUGGCUCCAACACUAGGUUAAAAGUUUUUACACUUUUGGGUUAAUCAUGCACGUAAUUUAUAGAACCCAAUGUAACCAUUUAUUUCCAAUUCAUGUGCAUAGAAUGGAGAGGCCAGAUUUCCAAUAUUCAAAAUAAACUGAAUGAAGCAUUUACCUUUGAAAGGCAAGCAUUUUAAAUAUAUGAGAGCUGAGAGAUCUGUCUUGGUCAAUAUAGCUACUAAUUGAUGCUCCAGGUAUAAUACCAUGUAUGCCUUCAUUAAUUGCUGUCCCAAGGCAUUGUCGCCACACUGCUUGCUCUUUACCUGGUGAGGAAAGAGAUGCUAGAAACCCACUUAGUUCUAGUACAAAUAAGUAGUUUAGUAAACUGUGUAGAAGCUGAAAUCCACAAAAGCAGCUGAAAACAGCUUAUCAUGGGUCUGAGAUCUCAGUUGAACUCAGACUGGCUUUCAUCCAUUUAACCUCAGAGGGUUAAAUGAAAAGGUAACUGAAAUCUGUUGAUACACUACAAUUUUUCAGAACUCAGAUUUUUUUUAAAAAAAAAUACACUGCCGUGGUUGGUUAAAAUCCCUGCUCUCAUUGUGAUUGGAAGUGACAGAAGGCAGCAUGUCGAUAAUUCUCAGAAUUCAAAGAUGUGAACAAACCUACAUAAUCUGCCCUAAUCUGUUUCACAAUCAGAUCAAAGAAAAAGGCAUCUUUACACAUACAAUGAGAAGUUGCCAUGAUAUACGGACUUCUUUCAGAGUAAAGAUGCAUCAGACGCAGA
Molecule: messenger RNA, 5319 nt
Organism: Ahaetulla prasina
Lineage: Eukaryota; Metazoa; Chordata; Lepidosauria; Squamata; Colubridae
Gene: PRKCE
Product: protein kinase C epsilon
Exons: 15
Coding region: 920-3145 (741 amino acids)
Biological process (GO): protein phosphorylation
Molecular function (GO): diacylglycerol-dependent serine/threonine kinase activity; ATP binding
Source: RefSeq, a predicted model, not a curated record